UGUGAACAGUCCAUCGUUUAACACUUUUACUCUGGAAGAACAGAAUUGAACGGCUAGUAGUACUAAACCAAAGCAAAGCAGAGCGAUUUUUUCGCCCAAGGAAGCGGGGAUGUUAUGAACUUUUAGCACUCCUGUCAACACUAAAACCACAGAAUGUCUUUCUGCCACAAGUUUGCUUCGCGUCUUCUCCGCCAAAGAAAGACAGGACAAUUUGAUAGCGAUUCCACUCUUCGAAGAUGCAUGAGUACUCUCGACUUAACGGCUCUCGGCGUAGGAACAGUUGUAGGAGCAGGAUUGUAUGUUGUGACUGGAGAGCUCGCUCGAGAUGUUGCUGGUCCAGCAGUAAUCAUUUCAUUCCUAAUUGCGUCAUUUGCAGCCUUCCUGUCCGGCCUUUGCUAUGCAGAAUUUGGCUCCCGUAUUCCUAAAGCCGGRUCUGCCUAUAUCUACACGUAUGUAGCACUUGGCGAGUUUCUUGCGUUCGUAGUUGGAUGGAAUAUGAUUCUUGAGUAUUUGAUAGCAGCGGCCUCGCUCGCUCGCUCUUGCAGUGAGUACAUCAACUCAAUUGCCGGUGGAAUCAUUUACGAGUCUUUCCAGAAUGACAUCGCAAGCUGGCAUGUUCCUUUUCUGGGACCGUUCCCUGAUUUUCUAGCCUUGGGAAUUGCUUUAUUAGUAACAAUAAUAGUUUGUCUUGGUGUCAGACAGUCUUCACUGUUCAAUAAACUUACUACAUUUGUGAACUUUACAGUCAUCGCUUUUAUUGUCAUAUCAGGAGUUUAUUUCAUGGAUGUUAGUAACUGGUCUUCGGCGUCUAAAUUCGCUCCAUAUGGAGUCGGUGGAAUCCUUACAGCGGCUGGCAGUGCCUUCUACGCUUUUGUUGGCUUUGAUGCCAUUGCCACGGCAGGAGAAGAAGCUAUCAAUCCAAGGCGUUCACUUCCUUUCUCCAUAAUUCUUUGCCUCGCCAUUAGUUUUUUAGCCUACUUUGGCGUCGCUGCCGUCUUGACACUUUUAAUUCCAUACGACAAACUCAGCAAGUUUGCCCCCUUGGCGGAAGCUUUCGCAACUCGAGGUUUUCCCGCCGCAAAGUAUGUAAUAUCAGUUGGAGCCAUCUGUGCUACCGUCUGCUGCCUGAUGUGCAACAGCUUUGCAGCUCCGAGGGUUGUUUAUUCCAUGGCAUCUGAUGGCUUGUUGUUUCGAUUCUUUGCUAAAGUCAACGAGAGAACCCAGGUUCCUAUUCGUGCAGCAGYGUGCGAUUUCCUUCUCAUUGGGACUCUAGCUGUUCUUCUGGAUGUAGGACAACUCGUGGAAAUGUUGUCUAUAGGAACGCUCACUGCAUAUUCUUUUGUCGCUAUUGGUGUAAUGUUAACAAGGUACCAACCAAAUGUUUAUAGUGUCACUGUGGAAGAAGAUGCCGGACCGUCGAACAGAAGGUGGCUGAAGAAAUUGUGCUGCGCAAAGGAGGAUGAAAAGGGACAGCCAGAAGUUGAGUAUAAAGAACUUCAGAGGGUGGACAAGAUUGACACUGAUGACGAAACAGCUUCAUCCACGUUUUCCCAUGCAGAGCCAAACUCGGAAACAUUUUGCCGGGCUUCCAUCGCAACAGCGACACUUGUCCUUGGUGUCUUUGGUCUUUCCCUAACACUAACACUCGGUUAUCCAAGCUUGCACGCAAAAGAGGCCUGGGCAAUAGCUUUGACUUGCGCAUUCGGUCUCGUCAUAAUUUUAUCAUGGAUGGUUYUGGAGCGACAGCCGAGGAGCAAUGCAACUUUUCCAUUUAUGGUUCCAGGAUGUCCAUAUAUUCCUAGUUUGUCAUUAUAUAUCAAUGUUAUGCUGUUAGUAAAGCUGAAGUACUGGACGUACGUGCGAUUUGGUGUUUGGCUAGUUAUUGGUCUCCUUAUAUAUGGUUUCUAUGGUUAUAGACAUAGCUUGGAGGGAUUGGAAUCUACGGAUGAUGGCAGUGACUACAUUAUCUCGCCAACGCCACCGAUUGAGCAAAGAGUGCAGGAACUACAGCCYUCGGAUGAUAAUUAA
Exaiptasia diaphana is the source of this 2028-nucleotide messenger RNA. Its product is annotated as cationic amino acid transporter 4. Gene Ontology annotation, molecular function: amino acid transmembrane transporter activity. The transcript has 4 exons. Gene Ontology annotation, cellular component: plasma membrane. NCBI's taxonomy places the organism in Eukaryota, Metazoa, Cnidaria, Anthozoa, Actiniaria, Aiptasiidae. The record is from RefSeq and is a predicted model, not a curated record. The coding region runs from base 154 to 2028 and encodes 624 amino acids. Gene Ontology annotation, biological process: transmembrane transport; amino acid transport.